CCGACGCUACCCACAGUCUUUCCUCUCUCUCAGUGGUCUAAGAAAUGUAAGAACAAAUGUAUUUACAGGAAUGUGUCUCUGUAAGAAGACACUGUGUCACCAGAGACCGUUUCGGGAAGCUCUCCACGUUUUGUCGUCGUUGAAAAGCGUCGCAUGUUGAUCGUUUCCUUCAAAAAUACAGCUUCCUCUCCUUCCUGUGCUAAACUGCGGUGACGAGAGAUGCCACUGCCUGUAACAGUGUCCUCUGAUAUCUUCUUCUCCACGACACGUUCAAAUGUGAUGCCUGCCUGAGGGGACAUAAUGGACAAUGGCAAACCGAGCCGUGUCAGUCGGCCCCAGCGGAUCAGUGAAUCGUCCAAGGUAUUCCGCUGUGUGGAUCAAUCCGUGGAGGUGUUGCAGGGCCUCAACGAGCAGCGGCAGCACAGCCAGUUCUGUGACGUGGUGCUGGUGGCUGACAACCAGCGGGUCCCUGCUCACCGAGCCCUGCUGGCUGUCUCCAGCCCAUACUUUCACGCUAUGUUCACCUUGGGCAUGAGAGAGGAACGCCAGCAGGAGGUGGAGCUGGUUGGGAUGUCCUACAUUGGUCUGAAUGCUGUAGUGGACUUCCUGUACAGCGGUGAGCUACCAUUGGAUGGAGGAAACAUUGACUAUGUGCUGGAAGCUGCCCACCUUCUGCAGGUGUGGCGAGUGGUGGAUUUCUGCUGUCAGUACUUGGAAAGGGAGGUGAGUGAGGACAACUACCUGUACCUGCAGGAGCUGGCUCUGCUCUACAGUCUGGAGCGACUCGACACCUUCAUCGACCACUUCAUCCUCACACGCUUCGCUACGCUAUCUUUCACCCCCGAUUUCCUUCAUGAUAUUCCUUUACACAAACUCACGUCCUACCUCUCCAGUGGCCAGGUUCAGCAUGACAGUGAGCAGGCACUUCUCCAGGCCACCCUGCAGUGGCUCAGCCAGACUCCUGAGCGCACCGCUCAUGCCAGACAGCUCCUCUCCCACAUCCGCUUCCCUCUGAUGCCAGUGGGGGACCUCGUAGACCGAGUGCUACCGGCUCUGCGAGCCCUGCUGCCAGAGGAGGCAGGCUGCGAGGCCCUCGUGGAGGAAGCUCUGGAGUACCACGCCAGGCCCAGCGCCCAGCCACUCCUGCAAACUGGUCGCACCACUCUGAGGGGAGGUGUCGAGCAGCUAUUGCUGAUUGGAGGAGAGGUGUCAGAACGUGGAGAGGAGCUGAGUGCCAAUGUUUGCCGACUGGGCGGUGAAACUGGAAGCUGGGAGGUGGAAACAGAGCUGCCGGCACAGCGGAGCCACCACUGCCUGGCUGUGCUGGGGGGCUUCAUAUUUGCUGCUGGCGGCAGCUCUUCCAGGGACAACGGUGGAGACGCUGCCUGUAACCUGCUGUACAGAUACGACCCCCGCCACAACCAGUGGAGCAGGGGUGCUCCAAUGAAUGAGCGGCGGGUGGAUUUUUACCUGGGGGUGGUGGGAGAGUGCCUGAUCGCCGUGGGUGGAAGGAAUGACACCGGAGCUUUGUCCUCUGUGGAGGUUUACUGUCCCGCUGAGGAUUGCUGGUCCUAUGUGGCAGGACUGCCCAGGUUUACUUACGGCCAUGCUGGGACGGUCCACCGUGGUGUAGUCUACAUUUCGGGUGGUCACGACUAUCAGAUCGGCCCAUACCGCCGAGAUGUCUUGAGUUACGAUCCAUCACGGGACGAUGAAGUGUGGGUGGAACGCCAGUCCAUGUCUCUGGCCCGGGGCUGGCACUGCAUGGCCUCCCUCAACCACCUCAUCUACGCCAUCGGAGGCAGCGAUGACCACGAAGACACCACAGAGCGCUUUGAUAUCCUGCAGGUAGAAUCUUAUGACCCACGCUGCGGCCAGUGGACCCAAGUGGCACAGCUGCUGAUGCCCAACAGUGAGGCGGGGCUCUCAGUCUGGGCAGGGAAGAUCUAUGUGCUUGGGGGCUACAGCUGGGAGAGUAUGGCGUUCUCUAGAGCCACUCAGGUCUACGACCCUGACAAAGGCUCAUGGUCUAGAGGGCCUGACCUGCCAAAAUGCAUUGCAGGGGCCUCAGCGUGUGUUUGCACUGUGAAGCCCUCACUAUCAUCAGCCUCUCCAGAGAAGAAGAUGGACAAAGGGAUAAAAGGAAGAUUACGUCCCACGUAACAACAGCGAUGAACUUUAGCUUUGUCCAAAAAUACACGGCCUGACUUUUGGCUGAGACAGAGCCUGAUGCAUACUUCUGAUACUAAAUCUUUAAUAGACGAGAAAUAUUUUGUCAUGUCUGCUACACGUGUAUCAGAAUAAAUUGCUCACAAGCUCAGGAGCACUGCAGCAUCACAAAGGGAGAGAAGUGGCAAUAAUUGAAAACACUGAAGUAACCAGACAGUGUUUAGUAAAGACCACCUGACUAAUGUAUGUUGACAAAAACUACAUUAUAUGAAGGACAGUCUGUGCACUGCAUUUGCCUUUACAGCUAAAUAUAGAUGUACUCUGAAGAAAGCAAUCAUUUUAUGUCUCUUGUACAGUUGAUACACAAUUAAGCUUUAGCAUUCAGGCGCCUCUCUGUAUUUUUAAAGCCAGGAAAUGAGGGCUUGUAGAAGCUGAAGGCUGGAUAAUGUCUUAAUAUGUGGUUUAAACUGCCAGAUGGGUGAAGGGUGAGAGUUGUAGUUGUACUCUCACAGUCUAAUCUGCACUUUGAACAUAUUUAUAUCCUGCAGAAAGAAAAGACACCCGGAAGGUCAACGUAAAACUUGGUGUACCUGUAGAUUCUUUGGCACGGUGCUAAUGUUUUUGGAGCUGUCCAUAAAUGAAAUGUAGGCUACAUAUAAUGUGAAUACAUGGCAUGAGCAACUCUAUUAAUACAGUUAACCAGCUGCUGACCAACAUACAUCUUGACAUAUUCUUUUGAAUAUUUCUUAUAGUUGACCCAUACAUUGUUACCUAUUAGAAAUCAGAUACAGCAGCCAUGCCCCAGGUCCUCUCACCAACUGCUGUCAUGUAAUCAAAUGCAAAACCCCUCCCCUAACACAGAUUGUCCAAUCAUAGCUUAGCAGCAUUAACCAGGCGCUAAUGCUGUCAUCAUGUGCUCUACGUGGACAGCAGUUAACAGUUACAACCUAAUACCAUAUUACAAAUUAUAUGUAAGGAAAUAUAUAAACAUACAUAUGUAUGCAGUAUAUGAAUUGAUUAAAAGUUUAUCAACAUCAACAGCACAUUUACUUUUAUCCGCCAUGUUUCUGUAUAUAGAGAGUAGGAUCCUGAUGUGAGCUGCACUGAGCGACAUAAAGCAUUGUGGGAUUUUAGGACACGGAAGCUAUGGUAGAGACUGAGUACUACUAGAUGACAAGGUUGUCUUAUCCAUCUUGAAAACACGGUGGAAUGGUAAACGUUGGCUGCAUUAUCAACUGCCAUAAUCACUCUCACAACCAGCGUGGGAAACGGACAGCUAAUGAAGUGUGCUUUUUCAGCUUUCUAGUUUGCAGUGGACACUGUGCACACUCCACUUGAUCACUGGAGCUGAGGAUCACCCAUGACUUGAGUGGAGGUUCAUGAAGGCGUUGAGAGUGCACAACCUAAGACAUAAGUAACAUUGACCCAAGUAUAAUAUAAAUAAUAAAAUAAAAAACAAUCAACAUAGCCACCGCAUUUACAGCUUUUAAGUUUACUAGUUAAUCACCAUGGUGGAAACUAGUCCAAAAUAGAAAGAACAAACUGCAGCAGCAACAACAACAGCAAUGACUCCACCACCGCUUUGACUGGAAAGCACACUUAUCAAUGAACUUAGCGGUAACCAAAAUGUGAUCUAAGUGAAAGACAAACUGUAAUGACUAAAUGUGAUGCAGUGUUGGCCUUGGAAAAGGAUAUUGUUUUCUUGAGUUUGAAGUGGUGACACAAAGAGAUGUGUGUGGUGAGUGGCGAUGAGGUUAACUACUUUUGCGCAAACGAUGAUUUUCUGGUCCAUUAGUGAAUGGAAGGUGGGCCUCGAGAUUUACAGUUUUGAAACUGCUCAAAUGUGUAAGCACUUACACCACAAAUGAGGCAGGAAAACAUGUCCAGAAUUGUUACACUUUUUAACUUGCUUAUAUUACCCGACCACUCCUUGUGUUCAUACAGAUCAAGGCCGUUUAUUUCCUUCAAUUUUGGAGGCUGUUUUUAAGCUACUCCUGGAGCUAACAUUAGCUUAAGCAGCUAGCUAGCUACAGCCGAUCAAAUCUGUCAGUGACACGUGUAAUUAAAGUCCAAAAACAAUCGUCGACAAAGAACACUAAGCUGUUUUUGUUUUUUUUGGAACAUUUAUUAGAACAAGUUCCUUGACAGAGUCUCACACAUUAUGACAAGUAUCAAUACUCAUAUUGGUAUCAAACUGACAAAAUGCAAAAUACAGGGACAAUCAAAUAGCAAAGAGGUGAAAGAAUAUUCUUUGUAGAUCUAAUUAGUACAUCUAACCCAGUUGAACAGAGACAGUAGUCUCACCUUUCCAAAUACAUUAUAACAGGUGACCACUUUUCAAGAUACAAAUCCGUCUGGAG
This is a messenger RNA of Epinephelus fuscoguttatus (brown-marbled grouper), 4529 nucleotides long. RefSeq names its product kelch-like family member 36 (gene klhl36). The transcript is spliced from 9 exons. Gene Ontology annotation, molecular function: cullin family protein binding. The coding region runs from base 301 to 2163 and encodes 620 amino acids. Lineage: Eukaryota; Metazoa; Chordata; Actinopteri; Perciformes; Serranidae. The record is from RefSeq and is a predicted model, not a curated record.